Molecule: messenger RNA, 620 nt
Organism: Racocetra persica
Lineage: Eukaryota; Fungi; Glomeromycota; Glomeromycetes; Diversisporales; Gigasporaceae
Source: the annotation of a GenBank genome assembly
CCUCACGACAACGUCGUACCAUAGCAAUCAAUGCGUCAGAAAAUGCAGAAGGAUAUCACCUAGAUUGGCUUUUUACUAAACAUGAUCUUGCAAAAGAUCUUACCUGGGGACAAGAAUUUUCAUUAUGUGAAAGAGCCGGGUCUAAAAUCGAAAAUGGCAAAAAAAAACUCAAUAAUACACUCAAGGUACAAAAGACACUACGGGAUAUGCAUCAAACCCUUUUAGAAACAUUAUCUCAUGCAGGUGGUGGUGCCGUUCCUGCCAGAGUUUCAAAAGCUUUUAGACAAUUGGUUUUGCCCGGAUUUAUUACUUCACGGUUUUUUAUUCGGAUUUUACUAAUUGUAUACAUCGGAGGUAAAUAUUAUGGAUCUAAAGUAUUAGCAGAAUUUGAUAUACCCACACAAUUUGAUGAAUUGGGAAAAAUUGCAAAAAUUGCACGGGUAAUGCUGAAUGUCAAGGCUUCUGAAAAAAAUAAACAUUCUGCAGAAAACGUGAUGAUAUCACAACGAAUCGAAGAGCAUGCGACCCCUAAGGUUAAAAAAACAAAAAGAGCACUGGAAAUUAGUAAUAUUCACAAUAUUCAAACAUCAAAAAGAAUCAAAAAGCAUGCAACUCCUAAG